This is a messenger RNA of Neltuma alba, 1377 nucleotides long. RefSeq names its product transcription factor DIVARICATA-like. The record is from RefSeq and is a predicted model, not a curated record. Gene Ontology annotation, molecular function: DNA binding. NCBI's taxonomy places the organism in Eukaryota, Viridiplantae, Streptophyta, Magnoliopsida, Fabales, Fabaceae. Bases 113 to 838 code for a protein of 241 amino acids. The transcript has 2 exons.
UGAAAUCUCCUAGACAGCGAGUUUUCCUAGUCACCCAAACUCCUAACUAUCCAAUUUCUCUCUCUCGAUUUGAAUUUAUCUGUUCGGUACCUGCACAAGUCAAAUCUAGUGGAUGACGAUGACACAGUGGACGCGCCAUGAAGAUAAGCUCCUCGAGCAGGCUAUUGUCUUGUUUCCAGAGUGUUGCCCCAACCGCUGGGAGAAGAUUGCCGACGCCGUCCCUGGCGCCACCGUCGAUUUGGUCUGGCAGCGCUAUCACGAUCUCCUACAUGACGUCGCUGAGAUUGAUGCCGGUCGGGUCCCGAUUCCGGCCUUCCCUGACUUUCCAUCUGAUGCUGAGCCCUCCUCCUCUGAUUGGAACUCUGCCAAUCAAAUUUCGUUCAACUCGAAGCCGCCUAAGAAUACUGACACCGAAAGAAAGAAGGGCACGCCUUGGACUGAGGAAGAACAUAGGUUAUUCCUCAGAGGAUUGGAGAAAUAUGGCAAGGGAGAUUGGAGAAGCAUUUCGAGGAAUGUUGUGGUAACUAGAACGCCAACUCAGGUAGCUAGCCAUGCUCAGAAGUAUUUUAAUCGCCAGAGGGAAAAAGCGAAGAAAGAGAGGAAAAGAGCAAGCAUCCAUGAUAUCACAACUGCAGACACCAACGUGGAGCCUCUGGAUCAAAACCAGAUUGGUUCUUCAAGCCUUCAAUCUCAGAUUGUCUCUUCAGGCCUUCCGGUGCAUCAGUCCUCACCAAUGCUUCAAUUUAACCCACAGAAUCCUUCAAUUGAUCAGUCUCUUGGGUUUGGGUACCCAAACUAUGCUUUUUCCAACUUAGAGAUAGAUGACAUGCACUAUUGAUAUAUAAAUGGCCUCAUCCAUCCUAUUUUGUAAGUUUUUGGAGUAGUUGUGUGUAGUUACAAGUGUAUAGAUGACUUGGUACAUCAGUUUGAAUUAGCCACCAGAACCCCAAGGACUUAACAAAUACGAUGAAUGAAGUCAUACAGAACGUGUAGAUGAUAUGAUAUUAGGCUUUUGAUUGACCAAAUCCCAAACUAUACAUUUCCAAUUACAUAGUCUGUAAAGUAACGUGUAUGUUUUGUAUAUAGACGACUUGAUUCAUUUUGCUUGUUAAGUCUCUUAGGGAGGAGAUUUGCCACUAGUUUAGCUCUUUUUUGUGUUCUGUUCAGAUUAUUUUGUGGAUUCCUAGGCGACUGUUAGUAGUUGUGACAAAGAGUUUAGGGUUGAAUUAAGACGGUAAUUUUAUGUUAUUGGUCGGCGGAGAAUUUGGAAAGUAGAAAUAAUAAUUGAAAUUCUUUGUCACAGUGAUUUCCCAUGGUGAUCCACAUUGUUGACUGUUGUCUGAGUGCUUAAUAAUGAGGUGGCCAUUGGAUCUUAUC